UGUAAAAAUCAGAUGCAGGCAUUUUGGACAUGCUAUAAAAAUGAUCUGUGGGAUAUUUUGAUCUGAAACUUUACAGACACAUUCUAGGCACACCUGAGACUUAUAUUUCAUAUUGUAAAAAUGGGUAUAAUAUUGACUCUUUAAUAGGAGCAGGCAAGUAGUGCUACAGUUUUGUGAAUAAGGUGCCACUGAUAUUGAAAAGAAAGUGUGUUUGAGCUAGAAGAAGGAAAGCAUCUUAAUGUGAAUUCUUGGACCAGAGCACUAUAUCAGCCAAUUCCCUCUUGAACCAUAAUUCAUUCACUCUGAGACCAUUUUUGUCCUUUGUGCUGAAGAUCUGUUUGUGGUUUUGUGAAUCUUUUCCAGUGCUCCAUAGGCAUGUUUAUGCGACUGAGGUUUGCAUGAGUGUGUGAAUUUGAGGUCUAGGUUUUGGCUUCGAUGCUUGGGUAUCAUCAUUUAACACAAACAGAUUUUCCUGACUGCUUUCGGUACCUCAUGAGCGUCAUAUCUCAGCGUGCCUAUAAAACCCACUUCUCAUCCAUCAUCUCUCCAUCUUCGCUGCACUCAUCUGUUUCUGCUUAAGAUGCAUGUUUAUUUUGUUCAGUUUGAAUGUCUAUGGUUUUGCCUCUUUGCAUGACACCCCCAGUUUAAACAAUAUUAUUUAAAGCCUUAAAGCUACAAAACUGCAGCCUGCUUCGUGUUAGGAAUGCGAAUGACUCUAGACGUAUGAAGGCAGGGAUCAAUUAUUAAUUUCACUGCAACAGUUACACUAGAGUUUCCUCCUCUAUAACUAGUUUCGGUCAAGUCCUCCAUAUUGUUUUUAUUCAUCUCUUCAAUAACCUCAGCGUGACUAGGAGCUUUAGGAGGCCUCAACCCCCUUCCCACUAAUCUCCCCACAAUAUUGAAACGGCUCCAGUAGAUGUAGUGAAAGAAAAGGAAUUGAAACAGGCUGGAGGCAGAGAGUCCAGGGAAAAGUAGGCGUGUCCUUCCUUCAAAUCCUGUUCCACGGGGUUUCACAAAGUCCAUCAUGAGUUUAAAGACAGGGAAAAGAAGGGGGUCUCUCUCGCCAUUACUUCUUUUCUCCACCCCUUUUCUCCCCCACCACUCUUUUUUCCUUUAAAGCCCCCUAAAUGUUCUCAUGUUCUCUUGCACCCUUUACCCUCUUUUCCAGCACAAAGUAGACAAGAUUCAUUUCCUUUUGCUGCCUAUUUUCCUUGGUCCUGCAGGAAUAGGUCAGGUGGCCCUGAUCUGUAAUCCAGCCACCACCAACUUGGACUCGGAGAGCAAACGAACGGUCCACUUCCAAUCGUCAUGGCAACAGCAUGUGAAUGUGUUCGGCUCGUGGAGUAGGCCGGAGUGUGUGCAGGAACUGCAUCAGGAGGCUCAGCUGAACCUACAGAGCAUACUGCAAGAUUUUGAGGAGCAGCUGUACGAUAACAGAGUUACAGGACAGACAUUCAGACACUCUUCCUCUCCGAGCUCUGAAGACACGUCGACCACCCUCAGUCGGUCUCCUUCCACGCUCAGCAACAAGAAGACAGAGUUUGUCUUUGUGCCUGCAAAUAAGCAGGUGUGUGAGGAUGAGACCACAACAUUAGGGGUGCGGGCGCAGGACCCGACCCCCUGCGCAUCAGAGAAGUCUCUAUUUGGCUGGAAUGCCUCAUUGAGCCCUCCUGUUGCAGAGAAACCUCGAUGGCACCUGGGCCGACAAACUCCUUCUCACCUUGUCCCAGUUGAGAUCAAAGGCCAGAGCUUUGAUAAGCACUCCGCACAGCCCAGAGAACUCCGGGCCCCCUUUAGAACUGAUUCAACGGUCAACUCAAAAACCAUUCGCCGCCCGAGGAGUGUGGUUGCAGGCCCUGAUGUCACGCUGCACUGCCAAGGUGACAGCAAAAUUCUUGCUGUGGAUCUAAUUCAAGGUGCCUGUUCCCCUGAAUCCUCUCAACCCAGAUCAUUGGAGCCCACCACUGAGAACACAGGUCAACAACAUAUUCCUCUUCGGAAGACCCAAAGUGACCUGGAGCACAGUUUCUCUUCAUCCCCGAAGACCCCGUUAGGCAUGAUGGAUCAUGCCACUCUGAUGUGCCCCAGCCCCUCCUGGAAUGGCCCAAAAGGUUCCACUUUCUCGCCAUCCUGGAAUGACUCAUAUAACUAUGCCUUGGUUACUAGCCCUCCUUCCAAGCAGCCUGUAUCUAAAACUGGAAUGUUAAUGCCAGGAGUUGAAGGAGGUGGUGUAAUGUGCCCAUCUCAGACCAGUUCAGGUCUCUCCAUGAGCUCAGGGUCACAUUCCAGUUCUUUCACCUCUAUCUCUGAACCAUAUGGACAUAGGAUGUACACAGUCGCACACGGGGGUGGUGUUGCUGUUGGAAAGCAGAAUGAUACUGAGGGGGCAACUUCUAUUCGGGGCACAGGUAGCAGUCUCAGCAAAAGUGAGCAGGAGAAGAAAUUAGCACGAUCGUUUAGGUUUCGUGAACGUUCACUUUCAACGCCGACAGAUUCUGGGUCUUUUUGCUCAGCAGAUAACGUAUGCUCUCCAGGCGAGACAGUCCCUGACGUUCCAGAGGGUUAUGCCCUGCUAUAUCCAAGCAACAGCUCGGAAGAUAGCACCAGCACUGAUAAUGUUUCUGUGACCACAGGUUCAGAUUUUCUUCCAGAUGGUCGACUGAGGUCACGUUCACGCAGUAUCUCACUAAAAAAAUCGAAGAAAAAGCCACCACCUCCAGUACGUAGUGUAUCUCUAAUGAAAAACCUAUCAGAAGCUGAAGGGAUGGUCUCCUAUCACAGAGAAGGACAUUUUAGAGAUGGCAGACCCAAAAGCCUCUUUCUCCCUCGAGAUCACAACAUUCAAGAUUCAUUCCAGCCUGACUUCUUAAUUGCCAAGCCUGAGGAAGACAUGGAUCAAGCCCAUAGUAGCUUGGAGACAUCAUCUGAUAUAUCUCAGCCUCCUGAGAGGGAAGCAGAGCUUGGGUUUCCUCCUCACUGGCAGCUCAAUGAGUGGAAGUCCAACAAUGAUCCCUACCGCUCACUAUCAGGUUCAAGCACAGCCACAGGUACCACAGUGAUUGAGUGCAUGAAGGUGCGGGGCAGCUCAGAGUCCCUGAAUUCACCCUCAACUUCACGAGCCACCUCUCCUUCACAGCUAUCUAUUGAAGCUGAGACCAAGCCCUCCCCCUUCAGGCCCCCAUGCCUCAUGUCCCCAUCCAGUGGCUACUCGAGCCAGUCUGAAACUCCAACCCCAACCAUAUCAAGCACCCUCAUGGCUGGACCUUCUCCAGCUGGCUGUAAAAUGCGCCCAAAGAUUCCAGAGCGGAAAUCUUCCCUCCCAGUGAAGGAUAAAUCUCGCUCACGUCUUUCGUUUGAACUGCCUGCAAACUCUCAACUGGACCUGUCCUCUGUUAAACCUAAGUCUAAAGCGAGUCGACGCCACUCUGACACAUCUACAGCCAACAAACCAGGUAAACUGAGCCCCAGUCAGUCAUCUCUGCCCAUGGUUACCACAACAGACUUGCGAAGUAUACGGCUUCGUUCAGUAAGCCGCUCAGAACUUGAGGACAGUCCCGAUGGCUCUUCUGACGUUAUAGAAGAAGAGCAAAGUCGAGACAUCAGCCCACCUAUCACCCCCUCAGACACAAAACUGUCAAAGCCACCAGUUGCAAUCAAGCCACCUCUACCUAAAAGACCCAUGAAUUUGAUGCUUAAAUCUCCCUCAUCCUCACCUCUGACACCUGAAUCUCCCCCAUCUUCCCCUGUGGACCGACCAAUGCCUGUUGGUAACAUCUAUAUGGUUGUAAGAAAGCCCAAACCUAAAAGACCAGCUCAGUCACCACUCAGCACAUCUGCAGUUUCCUCACAAGAGAGACUCUACAGUCAUAUACCUCCUCUCCCUGAGUUUGACCUGGAAUAUGGGAUUCCCAUUGAAGAAGAUCUUCCAUCCCCAAGCAGCCCAGAAAGAGAGGACAAAAGUAAGACCCUACCAAGCAGAAUGACAUUAUCUUGUUUAGCAGAAUUAGAGAAAAAGAAGCCCAAGGUACCCCCUCCAGUGCCCAAAAAACCCAGUGUCCUCCUUUUGCCAUCUCCAAGUAUUCAGCCUAAUGGAAAUUCAGAGAGGCAAACUCUGCUUUCAGACAGUGUCUCCCAGUCACCCGUAGGUCCACCGCCAUCUGAGAUCGAGGAGGAUUCUUAUAAAGUUGAAGACGAAGACCAUCCUGAAACACAAAAAAUAGACGGAAACCAUGAGGAUCUUGAAACUUAUGAGACCCCUGAAGAUCUAGAGCAUGAUGUGGUUGUUGAAGAGGACAGUUCAAAAGAUUCAGGUUCUUAUCAAGUUAUGGACUACAAGAUACUUUCAGCAGAGACAGAAACAGAAUCUCACACAGACACAGAAAUAUCCGAAGAGAUCGAUUCUGCAGUUGACAAGAGCGAACUGCACAUUAGUGAAGAAACAGAUGAUGAUGUAUUUGUUCACACUCCAACAACUCAUACCACUGAGGACCUCUUCACCAUAAUACACAGGUCAAAGAGGAAAGUUCUUGGCCGCAAGGAACCAACGGACUCUUUCGGAAGCAGACAGUGUUUGGUCUCACCUGUUAAAAGCAGUAGCACAGACCACCGAACUCUGGGCACUGGGACUACUCCUCGGUCAAGCUCACGGAAUGAAAACUUCAUGGCUCUUCUCCAGAAGAGAAGCAGUAAGGCCAGCAGUGGCACCCGAGUCUCAGCCAUGGAGUUGCUAAAGAGCACAAACCCACUGGCACGACGAGUCACGGAGUUCUCGCAGUCACAACCAGAUGCGAGCACAACAAAUGCCCCCAAACCAGCUACACAAGACCAGUGAACCACAUGCUGGAUAUCCGUAGGGCUGGCUCCACUGCCCAUCUAAACGGUUUAAUAUACAAAGACCUCAAGCUGUUGGAAACGGACAGGGUUUGGGAUGUUGCUUUAAAAAGAAGCGGACUGUAUCGAUGAUGUAAAACUAUUGUGGAGGAUAAUCAGCAUUAAAGAAAACUGAGCCCACCGUGAUAAACAUUUUUAGGAUGGACAGAUCUGCAGUUUUAAUGUGGUAAUGAAACUCCUGAAUGGAAACGGACAUCAAGAAAUGUUUAAGGAGCUUAUAUGUAUUUGGUUCUGCCAAAGUUUGCUCUGCAAGGUUUCCGAUGGUGGACUAGAAAGUGUCUUAAAUGUGUAGGAUACCUGUAAUUGUGUUUCAGAAGACUGCACACAGAAAAAAAAGGAGUGUAUGACUGGAGUCAAAAACAUUCCACAGAAGUUGUAAGCAAGGUCUGGUACCCCUAAAAAUUAAGCACUUUCACCAGUACAAAAACUAGUUUACAAGAUAAAAAACCUAUAUUUGUUAUUUUUCUUUUUGCGUUACAUUUUUUCAAAAGAUACGAAAGGCCAUAUAAAUGUCUUCUUGAGUUUAUUUAAUCUGUACAAAACUAUAUACAGAAUAUACAAUAUAUAUUAAAAAAUAAAUUUAAAUACACUAUAAAACUGCUUGAUCAAGGUCAUGAAAUACAUCCAUCUGUGACUAUUCUUUGGAAACUGCCUAUUAUUUUAUAAGCUCACCGCACAUUGAAGUGGUCCUGCAUUAUCAUGCAAUACAUAUGAACCAAUCUCUACACAGUAGAUCUUCCCACACUGCCAGAAGUGAACACACACAGCAUCUAUACUACAAAACCAUUUGUUGAGAAAAUAUGGACAGUAUGAAAAGAGGGAAUAGCACAGGAAGUAGGAAUCUGAAAACAGUGGACGUUAAGCUUCGAAAAAGAGGACAGUAAAUGUCACAACUGGGUCAUCAUUGGUCCAAUCUCUCAGGGGUUUCUUUGUAUCUCAGGAAACCCACCAUGGUUAUUGGUUUAAAGGGUUAUAAUCUCUUUAUAGAGGUUUACUUCUACAACACACAAAGUAUUAGGAAGGAGGACUACAGAUGAUGGUACAAGAAGUCAUAUUUCUUCUCAAAAGCUCAAAUCCCAACAGUCCCAGAUGAUCUUACAUCUUUUAACCCAUGUCAAGGUUCUCACUGUAUCUUCAUUUCAGACUAUGCAUCAAAGCCCCAACACACCUGCUCAUCUCCCAGCGCUUGCUGUGAACGUCUAUGAAUGUUAGGAAAAGUGGAAGGCAAACCUCAACCGUGUUCAAUUUCAACCCAAAAAAUUAAAUUUCACCGCAAGGCUGAAUUGUAGAUCGACAUUUGAAUGCACAAAGACUUUGCAGACUUUGAUCAAAUGUGAUAAUUUACUGAAGGACGUAAGCAGGUCAUCUGUGCUAAAUUAAUUUGUCACCCUUCAUUGUGGGAUUUUUGGAGACUAUCAGACAGCUGCACUCAAAGACAGCUUCUUACCAUUCCAGAUGAAACUCCCAACGUGACUGUUCCUCUGGCUCCCAAUCAGACAAUGGACAGAAACUGGUGCUAUUGAGCCGGAGCGCCCUCAGCAGUCCAGGAGAGGAAGUGCUUGGCAAAAAUCUGUUCUGACUCGUGAACACUUGCGAAACUGAGUCUAAAUAUAUAUUUACCUUCUCAGACUGGUCAUUCACGUAUUCCGACUGUACGAAAAGGUGUAAAAUGAAAAAAAAAGAGAAGGAAUACCACAACAUUUAAAAGUGUGUGACAUUUGUUUUAAAUAUUUAGUGAAUGAAAAAAAUGAGUGUUUAUUUGCCUUGUACUCUGGCGUGAAGCCUCUGUGUUUUUAAAUGCCUUGGUAUUGCACUUCCGUAGAGGUAUGCAGAGUUUCUUUUACUCUUUUUAGGAUUUACUACUAUAGUAUUUAUCACUACUCUUGUGUACUCUGUGCUUAAUCCUAUCAAUGUCAGCAGUACUCUCACAGGUACAAACAAAAGAGAGACAGGAGGGGGGGAUAUGGUAGUAUUCGGGCAAAACAAAAUAGAGAACACAAGAGAUGUACGACUGUUAGAAGCCUUGUGCAUCAAUAAUGUAAAUCCCAGAGAGGGAACAUACAGUAUUUCCAGCUUCUACACAGAUGAAAUGCUACUUUGAAUGCAGCAUCCUUUAGUAGGAUGGACUUAUAAUCCUAUUAGUAGCAUUUGACACAGUGACCUGAAAAGAAAGGGUAUUCACCAAGCGUGGACGUUUUUGUUUACAGUUCUUCCACCUUGUGCAAGCCAUUUUAUGCUCGAUUCUUCUUUUAUUUUAUUAAGCUUAUUGGGUUUCAUUUUAAAGGCAAUUUUGGUUCACAGAGGGACAAAUCUGCUCUACAACAAUAAAAAUGUGCCAACUUAGAAGGAAAAAAUUAUUUUAACAAGCACUGUGUUGUUUCUGAGCCCUGAACAAGAUUUACAACGAUUGUGUUGUGGUGAAUGGGAACCAACGACUUUAAAUCAGUUCCUGGCAUUACAAGAUGACCAAACUUUAGCAUUUAAUAAAUGAGAUGGAGUAUAAUAAAGUAUAAUAGUAUUUCAGUGCACAAAGGCUCUCACAGUUUACUGAUUGCCAACAAAGCUUUACAAAUGUUUAGAUUGCCCUUAUUCAUUGGGAAUAUAUGAAAGACAGGGUGGAAAGGCAAGAAAAUUAUGAGAAUUAUAUUUUUGUUAUUUUAUCCUUGGAAAGACAUAUUUUAAAAUCUGCAUAUUAUAGACCUCACCCUCAAGCGGAAAUUAUAAGAUUGGUGUGAGAUCUUUAAAUCACUUGCAGUAUGUCUUGCCUAUGUGGUAAAAAGUAUAUCAUUAAAAUAAAUUAUUUUUCUUGCAUAACA
Molecule: messenger RNA, 7706 nt
Organism: Misgurnus anguillicaudatus (oriental weatherfish)
Lineage: Eukaryota; Metazoa; Chordata; Actinopteri; Cypriniformes; Cobitidae
Gene: nhsl2
Product: NHS-like 2
Biological process (GO): cell differentiation
Source: RefSeq, a predicted model, not a curated record